UCCUUCCCCGGUCCGUGCCGGGGUCCCCUCUUCUCACCAAAAACCGGGCGCCGGAAGCGGCUGGGAAUGUUUACGAGAAGCAGGGGAGAAGAAGCCAGGGCAGAUGAUGGUUUUCUCCACCCCUUCAUCUCCAAAUCAAGGCAAAACGCUUUUUUAAAACCCAUCCCUCGGCCAAGCCCGAGGUCAGCGCGGUGCCAAGGAGGAAGCAGCCCGGCCCGGCUCUCUCCGGUGUGUUUGACAGAGGGGGCUGGGGGGGAGGAACGCUGAUUUACGAGAGCUCCCCCUUUGGCCUGAAAGCCAUUCCCCGGACCCAAUUCCCCGGGAAACACCGCAGGCGGCGGGAGGGCGCGGCGGCGGGGUCCUCCCCGGGGCCGGACUCGAACCCCCCCCACCGGCUCCGAGCCCCGCGGCGGGCGGGCAGGAACUCCAGGAAGGUGUUCUCCCUCCGAGGACUUCAUUAAAGCAGCCCAAAUGUGGAGGGCGGUGGCUAAGGUCCUGCCAAGGGCCAAAGUCCCCAGGGGCAGGGCGUGCUGCCUGCCGCCGGCGCAGAAGGGCAGGAGCCUGCUGACUGGGACCAGUGGGCACCGCCAGCGGGACGUGGCUGCUGCAGGGCUGCGCGCCGCCCGGCCCCUCAGCAUGAACCCGGGGAUCCAGAAGGUGGAAGCUUUGGACGCGGGUCAUUUUGUCCGGGUGGAGUGGGAGGACGGGAGCGAGAGCCGCUACCCCUGCGUCUGGCUGAGGGACAACUGCCAGUGUCCCCACUGCUUCCUGCAGUCGGCCAGGGCGCGCAGGCUGGUCUUCGAGGACCUGGAUGUGGACAUCGUGGUGAAGGAAGUCGCUCUGGCAGGUAGAAAAAAGAUCUCUAUUACGUGGCCUGAUGAACACGCAAGCGAGUAUGAAGCUGAGUGGCUGAAAAAACGAUGCUUCUCAGAAGAAGCCAGAGCAGAAAUGCGAGAAGAUUUAUUUUUACCAGAACGCCAGUACUGGGGCUCAGACCUGCAACUUCCCGAGAUACCUUUUGAAGAAGUCAUGUACAACGAUGAGAGCGCUUAUAAGUGGCUGUGCACCCUAAAGAAAGUAGGAAUCGUGCUGCUAACAGGAGCUGCUGCCAGGCAGGGAGAGUUGGUUAAACUUGGCCACCGGAUUGGGUUCCUGCGCCUGACUUUCUAUGGACCAACUUGGCAAGUGCAAGACAAAGCAGAUGCUAACAACGUGGCUUACACAACCGGGAAACUAUGUUUUCACACCGAUUACCCUGUUCUGCAGCAUCCACCUGGGGUUCAGCUUCUCCAUUGUAUAAAGCAAACAGCUGCAGGAGGAGAAAGUGAAGUUGUAGAUGGAUUUCAUGUAUCCAACAAGCUGAAGAAACAGAAUCCUCAGGCGUACCAGAUCCUGUCCUCUACUGCUGUGGACUAUACAGAUGUUGGGGUGGACUACUGUGAUUUUGCUGUGCAAUGUAAACAAAAGAUUAUAGAUGUGGAUUCCAGAGGCCAGGCAGUUCGUAUCAAUUAUAAUAACGCAACAAGAGACACAGUGUUUGACAUACCAGCUGAAAACGUGAGGCCGUUUUAUGCAGCUCUAAAGGAAUUUAAUGAUUUAUUAAACAGCGCUGAACACAAGUUUACUUACAAGCUGAAACCAGGAGACAUAGUGACGUUUGACAACUGGCGCGUGCUUCACGGUCGCCAAAGCUACCCAUCGGGACCAGAAGUGAGUCGUCACCUGGAAGGGGCCUACGCAGACUGGGAUGUGGUCAUGUCCAGGCUCCGGCUCCUCAGGAAGAGGGUCCUGAAUAGGGACUGAGCUUUCUGCUGACUAAAAUGAGCCAAACCUGGAUUAUCUAACCUCAAAAAAAAAAAAAAUACAAACAAACCACCAAACCCCUUAAAAAUAGUGUUUUCUUUUCAGAAACUAACAUCACAAAUAUAUUUUUGAGUUCCAUAAACUAAGAAACCUCUUGUUCCUAACAAUUUAUCUGUGCCCUGAUCUUUGAAUCUAUAAAAUGCCUUGCUACCUCUGUCAGUGUAUUUGCUUGUUAAAAUCAGUGCGCAAAAUGGCUUGAAAGAUUAUCACUCUACUGGACUGACUGGGAAUCACAAUUCCUUCAUUUUUCUCUACAAAUAUACCUGCCCUCAUUAGAGAGCUGGGAAGGGAGCAUCAAAAAAGGGCUUAUAAGUAUUAUUUAGUUAAGAUUUGUUAGGAACAGCACCUUCCUCUAUUUUAAGGGAGACGUUUUUAUUGCAUAAAUCAUAACUAAAACUCAUUAUCAAAAUAGCAACUCACUGCCGCGGAGUUGUUUUGAUAUACACACCUUUCUAGGUAGAACUCCACUUUAAUACAAGAUCUCACUCAACAGACGCUGUGUGCUGUAUAUCCCGCUGUACUUGUGAUGACUAUCACUGCCACCAAUAAUUUUUCCUACAUUUCUAAGUCCAUAAGCUCAGAAACCAUAAAGCUUCCAGAGAACACGUCCUAUUAAUUUUCCUCUGCAUUAGGAAUAGAAAUAAAUCCCAGUGUAGAGGUCGCAGAUAGGGUCAGAAAUCCCAGCAGAUGCUCUGCACAGGUGAAAUUAAGAUCUGCAGGGCAGACAGGCUUUUGAGUGAAGUCAGGGAGAGGAACGCUGUUGCUGCUCUGCAGCUAGAAAUCACAAAGCACAAGAAGUGUUCAUUGACUCUGCACCUGACAGAGAAGUGGUGACUGAUCUCAGAUCCUGGUUUUUUUACACCAAAUAUGAGAGCAGACCCCCAAUGGACUUGGUCUGCAGGGCGUUUUCCUCUAGAUUGUGUUCUGAAUAGAGAUCACACUAUGUAAAAAUUACUGCAGCUCAAGUAGUGUUUUUUUCCCCCCUAUAUUCAGAUGCCAAAUUGAAAGGGAAAAAAAUUUAAAAUGCUUGUUUUUAUACCUGACAAUAUGUCCACUGAGUUUAUUUUUCACUGUCCUUCUAGCUGCAGCGUUAACAGGGCAUGCUCUCACCCAUGUUGAGUCUGGCAAAAUAAUCACACCUCCACCCCCAGAUCUGCUCUGUUCAGCUCUUUAUUUUCAAACUAUUCCUUGAAAGUCAAAUAAAUCCUAGUCUCUUCUUAGUAGGCUAAAAUAAGAGAACUACAGAAUUCAAUAACUGUAGAAUUACAUUUCUUAACACAAAAUAUCCCAACAUCAGUGAUAACCGAACAUUGGCUUGGAAACACUUCCAUAGUUUCUACUUAUCAUUUACAGUCAAGAGAUAUCUCAGCUGAAUAAUCAAAUAAAACUAAAUUAGGCUCAGUCAUGACCUGCCAUAGUGUGCUUCGAAUCCAUUCCUCUUUAGCAAGUAGUGAAAUGUUUGCAUCAAAGUUUUGACAUUAAGAUGUAGCGUAACAAAACUGGCUUUUAGCAGCAAUUUGAUUUCUCAGUGCUUCCUUUAAUUUUGGAAACAUGAGAGUAAUUUUUGCCUUUGCUAUAAAAGGAGGAAAAGAUAAGGAAAGGUUAAUACCUAUAUUCUGUAAGACACCAGCAGUACUGUGUUUUAACUGUGAUAUUUUCCACAUAACAAUUUCGUGCUAACUGCAAUUUGUAACAUUAAAACAAGGCACCUUGGGAUUUAUACCAAUGGUUAAUAGGGAAGAGAUAUUUUCUGCUUUUAUUCUGUACUUUUCUAAAAAACGUUUAUUCAAAAUUCUGUUUAUUAAAAGCCGUUAUGGAUCCGA
Messenger RNA from Calidris pugnax (ruff), 3686 nucleotides. RefSeq names its product butyrobetaine (gamma), 2-oxoglutarate dioxygenase (gamma-butyrobetaine hydroxylase) 1 (gene BBOX1). The transcript is spliced from 8 exons. Gene Ontology annotation, molecular function: iron ion binding; gamma-butyrobetaine dioxygenase activity. NCBI's taxonomy places the organism in Eukaryota, Metazoa, Chordata, Aves, Charadriiformes, Scolopacidae. Gene Ontology annotation, cellular component: mitochondrion. The record is from RefSeq and is a predicted model, not a curated record. Bases 472 to 1803 code for a protein of 443 amino acids. Gene Ontology annotation, biological process: carnitine biosynthetic process.